CGAAUCGACGAUUAACAAUUUCCUGAAGGGAGGUGCUGCUUAUCACUCCCCAAAAUCUCCUCUGCGCACCGGAGGACGGGACAGUCUCUGGAGCUACACGCACACAAUGGACUAAAACUCCCUGAGAGAGAUCAACAUCAUCAGCUGUGAAACCCUCCGCUACUAACCAGUGACUUUCACUUCUUUUUUUUUUUUUUUUUUUACUCCCUGGACGUGCAGUUCUCAACAGACCAGGUAUGAUUCAAAGGAAGGAGGUUGUGCUGUCUGUACUGGGGGAGCUCCAGGAAGCCACAGAGAACUCUGGCCUGGAUGCUCUGACCAAAGUGGCCUUGGAGGUGGAACAGGUCCUCGCUCCCUUCAAGCUCCCCAUGACCCCUUGUCAGGAUUUCCCUGAGUGGGCAGGGGUGGAUGACAGAGCCCAUGGCUUGUACCCAGCCGAUGCGCCUGGAGGUCUCCUGCCUCUAAAUUGCAAAGGAGAGGGGAACCUACUGUUUGAUGCUGUCAGCAUGCUGUUGGUGGGCAACACUGACCUUAGCUUGGAACUACAGGUACGGACAGUGUUGGAAAUGGUGCUCUGGAAGAGAUAUUACCUGUCUGGCAUGAUUGAUUCAAAAAUGAUGCUUCAGGCUGUCCGCUUCAGUCUCUGUGCUGAGGAGUCUGAGGACAUGCUGAACUUACCCGGGACGGUCUUGGAGGCCAUCUUUGAUGCAGAUGUCAAAGCAUCCUGCUUCCCUGGCUCCUACGCCAACAUGUGGCAUGUAUAUGCCUUGUCAUCUGUCCUGCAGUUUAACAUCUACUCAAUCUACCCCAUGUUCAACCUGAAGAUUCGACCCUAUUUCAACCGUGUCAUAUGUCCAAGGGUCUGGUCUAAUGUCUCUAACCGACAAACCCUCCAUGUCAUGUGGUCUGGUGAGCUGCAGUCUGAGUCACUCUUUAGACCAAAUCAUUUUGUGGCACUAGUCCAGACAAGUGACCUCACAUUUGGAAGCCCAGAUAGCGAACGGAGGGAGUCGCCAAUCAAGAGUGAGGACCUGAACCAGGACCCGCAGCUUUCCUACCCAAGUCUGAAAGACAAGUACAACAUCACCAAGAGGACCUUUUACCGCUGGAAGAGGCAGACACAGGAGCACUGCAAAAAAUCAGCAGCCAGGUAUGAGGCAAAGUAUUUCCUGCAGGCAUGCUACUUGGAAGGCAAGCUCAUCCCUCUGCACCAGUUUAAAGAGUUUUUCCCUGAAAUCUCAAGGUCGUCGUACUACAACUGGAAGCAUGAGCUCUUGAAAACUGGAGGAAAUUUUUCCACCUCAUCAUCAACUGGAGAGAUUAGUCCUGGAGAGAGCACAGAACAGGAGGCCUGGUCUUCACCUGAAGCAAAGCAGGAUGAGCUGGACCACCAUGACAGCGUGGCCAGUAUGUUUGGUCUCAGCCUUGGCAAAUUGGAUCUGGAGCGGGCCCAGAAUGUAGCUCACAUGCAGGAAGCUAAGCGCUGUCUACAAAAUUGCAUCGCCAUGAACGCCUCCCUCCCCUUCCGGAUCUUCAAAAGAAAUUUCCCAGGGAUCUCCAGAUCCACUUACUACAACUGGAGGAGAGAAGCCAUGCUGUUCAAUGGAGGUUACAAAGGCAGCGCUGGCAGCAGUGAGGACAGCUCAGAUGCUGACAAGAGCCAAAGUCCAAAAAGUCUGUCACCAAUACUGGCUAACGCCAAACGGCUUGUAUUGCCCAGAACAAGGAUCUGCAGGCGAAAGCACAGAAGUUUCAGGCUGGCAUACAUGAGUAAAAAACAGCUCAGAGAUGCUGCCAAACUGCACGUCCAGAAGUCCAAAUGGUCCCUGACAAAGUUCAAGCUCAAGUUCCCAUCCAUGUCACCUUGUUUCUACUGGCUGUGGCGUAGCAGUCAGAACCGCAAGAAGAAGAUGGUCACACAGAGUUCAGAGAUCCACCCUCCUGUUCCUGAGAGUCUUGAGAACACUUCCACAGAAACCAAAGUUAUGGAGAGGAGGAUGGAUAGUCAGCAUGUGCUCCCAUUUGCUGAGAGUCCUAAAUAUCUAGAAAGUUCCUCCAUGCCCCCCUUUGAUGCCCCACAUAUAAAGCACACCCUUCACGGCAAGGCACCCAUAGAUGAGCAGAUGUUUGCGAUGGAUGUUGUGGCUCUGGCCAACUUCAAGGCCAAGGCUAAGCUAUUCCUGCAGCAACGCUUCGAGGAGAAAUCCUUCCCUACAUUUAAAGAAUUUAGGUCUUACUUCCCCUUCACUCCACGCUCCACGUACUACAUGUGGAAGCGAGCUUUGCACCAUGGGGUGUCACUGGUUCAUGGGUAAAUAUACAAAGCUUUUAUGCCAUUUAAAAAAAAACGGCUUUCAGGAGCUAAAGAAAAAUGUUGAUGAACUUUUUGGCCCCCCAAAAAAUCACAUUUACCUCUCUGCCUUUGCUUUUUUUUGUAAACAUACUACCUACACCUUGUUGACGUCAUGUUCUGAAGGACUGUUAAGUACACCACUGGCUUAGCAUUAAAAUGCAUUGUGUCCUUCCUUUGCCCCACCACCACAGCUCAUUCCUCCGUCCUGGACAUUUGCACGUGUGUGAAAAGAAACUCAGUCAUUGGUCCAUUUAAACCCUGCAUGUUGCCCUCCAGGCAACAGGCAGUUCAAAGCUGUUAUUUACUGGCAUUUUGUUUGAAGCUUUUUCUCUCCUAUUCCCUGUUAAUCCUUGCUAAGCAGUGUACUUGGGGUCAUUUUUUAUUUUUUCACCCUUUCAUUGUAGUAAGAUUGUUAAUGCUUAAUUGUAUGUUUUUUUGUUGAUGCUUGCAAUAUUGAUUUGGGAUUUUUUUUUCUUUGAAUGUAAAGAGAAACCAUUAUUUGUGUUCAAAAGGAUUUACUCAUUGUACAAAAAUCCUCUAAGUUUUCCAGUCCCUUUUUUUUCAUAGUUUCCCUCUUGAUUAUUGAAUGUAAACACCUCAGGGAUUCACUUUGUGCACCCAAGUUUUUCUGUGGUUGUCUAAAGUUUUUGACAUUUUAAUGGCAAACUUUUAAAAUGCCUUUGAGAACAUUACAGUAUAUAAACUGUACGUUUUGUCACACUUUAUUUGCACUAAAAUAGUUCCCAUCACAGUGUUGAAUGUAUAUUCUUAACCAUUAUGUACCCGUUGGUUAAGUUAGGAUUUGCCAGCAUUUUUCUUUUGUUUACCUGGUUUCUUUACUUGAAAACUGAAUAUAAAUGAAGAUAUUUUAUUUUUUUGUACAAUCCUUCAUUCCAAAACUACCUAUUUUUGUUAUAUUGGGGUGUGUUUGCCUUUAUAAGCUACCUUCGUCUGAUGUUUUUUUUUUUUUAGUAAAUGAUGUCCCAAUUCUUCUCCACACCGGUAUUUUGCAGAACUGUCACUAUUACAGCCCUGAAGGAUAGAUUUCAGUUUACAUUUUGUACUUAGUGUAUUUAUUUUUCUUAUACAUUACAUGCCUGACAUUGGUACUGUUGAUACUCACAGCCUGCAUGAUAUAGUCAUUUAGUAGGGACGGAAAUCUGUGCUGUUAGGCUGUGUAUCAAUAAACUAUCGACCAGCAUCAA
Messenger RNA from Larimichthys crocea (large yellow croaker), 3558 nucleotides. RefSeq names its product vertebrae development associated (gene vrtn). The transcript has 3 exons. The record is from RefSeq and is a predicted model, not a curated record. Gene Ontology annotation, biological process: regulation of transcription by RNA polymerase II. Lineage: Eukaryota; Metazoa; Chordata; Actinopteri; Sciaenidae. Gene Ontology annotation, cellular component: chromatin. The coding region runs from base 237 to 2315 and encodes 692 amino acids.